UAAAUCUUAAACCAAACGGGCUUUGACUUUGAAAAACCGGAAGUGCGAUGGUUGUUGUAGCUCGAUGCUAACCGGUGUGGAUAUCAUGUCGGUUUGUUUGGGAGCGUUAAGACGCCGUUUUCGCCCGCCUGUCGGCCCCCGCGGUCACCCCUCCGCUGUCAGCGAAUCGCGCGGUUACACGUGACCAACGUAACGCCGCCGGACAGAUACAUACAGGAGAAAGUGUUCGACCGUUGGAUGGUGUCCGGGUGUUGGACUUGACUAGAGUUCUGGCUGGUCCCUUCGCCACCAUGAUCCUGGGAGAUCUUGGCGCAGAGGUGAUUAAAGUGGAGAAACCGGGCACAGGCGAUGACACCAGAGCCUGGGGUCCCCCAUUUGUCAGCUCAGAGAGCGCCUACUUCCUCAGUGUCAACCGCAACAAGAAAAGCAUUGCUGUGGACCUGAAGCAUCCCAGAGGACCCCAGAUCAUCCAGGAGUUAGCAGAAAUGUGUGAUGUGCUGGUUGAGAAUUUCCUGCCAGGGAAACUGUAUCACAUGGGUUUAGGCUACAAGCAACUGAGCAGGACCAACCCACAGCUCAUCUACUGCUCCAUAUCAGGUUUUGGACAGACAGGGCCUCAGUCUCAAAGUCCGGGCUACGACUCCAUCGCCUCUGCCAUGUCAGGGAUGAUGCACAUCACCGGGCCGGAGGAUGGCGAGCCAGUGCGUCCUGGUGUCGCCAUGACUGACCUGGCGACAGGGCUGUAUGCACACGGAGCCAUCAUGGCAGCCCUGCUGCAGCGGCACAAGAUGGGGAAGGGAGUUCACAUUGACUGCAACUUGCUGUCAUCACAGGUUUCCUGUCUCACCCACAUUGCGUCCAACUAUCUGAACGCUGGGAAAGAGGCGAGGCGCUGGGGAACAGCCCACGAGAGCAUUGUACCUUACCAGGGCUUUAGAACCAGAGAUGGACACAUUGUGGUGGCGGUGGGAAAUGAUGAGCAGUUUGUCCGAGUCUGCCAGGUCCUGGAUCUGACAAAGCUGACAGAGGAGCCGAAAUAUACAACCAACAAGCUGCGAGUCGAGAACCGCAAACAGCUGCUGCAAACGCUGUCGCAGAGGUUUCUGCAGGAGACGACGGCCAAUUGGCUGAGGAGGUUUGCGGGCUCAGGUGUUCCCGUUGGACCAAUCAACAGCAUUCAGGAGGUGUUCUCUGAUCCACAGGUGAAACACAACGGCCUCAUCCAAGAAAUAAACCAUCCGACAUCAGGACGUAUCUCUAUACCCGGUCCAGCCGUUCGUUUCAGUAGCUUCUCCCUCAGCUCACCGACUCCACCUCCUCUGAUUGGUCAGCACACGGUGCAGGUGCUGCGUCACACCUUGACUUACACUGAAGAUGUCAUCAAGGUGCUGCUGGAGUCAGGGGUGGUGGCCCAGAAUGAUGUAUCCUGAUUCCAAUGAUAAAAAGAUUUUAGCUGAAUAAAUAACAAAUAAAAAAAUGGUUGUUUUAAGGAAAGGCAGAAGGAAGGAUGAAAAGGAGGGAAGAAAGCAGGAACAAUGGGAAAAGGAAGGAAGGAAGUAACCAAGAAAUGAAGUAAUGAAGGAAAAAGAAAAAUGACCAAAGAAGGAAGGAAGUCUGACAAGUUAUUACCCUAUAAAGAGUAUAGAUUUUUUUUUUUUAUUUCACUUCAUUAACAAAUAAAACUAGAGAAUUGCAUUUUCUGAAGAAAAUGCG
Molecule: messenger RNA, 1713 nt
Organism: Monopterus albus (swamp eel)
Lineage: Eukaryota; Metazoa; Chordata; Actinopteri; Synbranchiformes; Synbranchidae
Gene: sugct
Product: succinyl-CoA:glutarate-CoA transferase
Exons: 14
Coding region: 291-1430 (379 amino acids)
Cellular component (GO): mitochondrion
Molecular function (GO): succinate-hydroxymethylglutarate CoA-transferase activity
Source: RefSeq, a predicted model, not a curated record